This is a messenger RNA of Parascedosporium putredinis, 1275 nucleotides long. Lineage: Eukaryota; Fungi; Ascomycota; Sordariomycetes; Microascales; Microascaceae. The record is from the annotation of a GenBank genome assembly.
AUGACGGCCUUUGAGAAAAAGUUCGGCGUGUACAGGCCGUCGCUGAAACGCUACGCUAUCGAGCCAUACUUCCUCUCUCUUCUGAACAGCCUCACCUACAUUGGCCAGGUUUUCGGCCUGUUGUUGGGUAGCUAUAUAGCUCGGCGUUGGGGACGGCGCAUGUCAUUCUUCGUCAUGUGCGUUUGGGCGUGGAUUUCCGCCAUCCUACUCGUGACGGCGCAACAUAAAGAACAGGUACUGAUCGGGCGAAUCCUCAACUUUGUCUACGUCGGAAUGGAACUUGCCGUCGUGCCUGUGACCCAAUCCGAGUUGGUCCCAGCUCGCGUUCGUGGCUUCGUCGUUGGUACCUAUCAGCUGGGAAUCCUAGUGGGAGCUCUCCUUAUAUCUGUCUCUCCUCGCUGGCUCCUGUUGCGCAACCGCCCUGACGAUGCGCGAGCAAACCUCGAACUCCUGCGACGUGGAAGGUUUUCCGAGGAAGAAAUUGAGGCCGAGUUCCAGACAUUGGUUGCUUCAAUAAAUAUAAACGUCGAGAAGGGCUCCUUCAAGGAGAUAUGGCAAGGAAAUAACCUCAAGAGGACCCUGGUCUGUAUUGGGACAAAUUUCUUCUUGCAGGCGACUGGGCAAAGCUUCACCUCAAAAUAUGGCGCUGUGUUUGUGAAGGAUAUCGGCGCCAUUGAUCCUUUUGUCUUUAAGACUAUCAACUCGGUCAUCAUCAUUUGUGCAGUUUUGCUGGCGAUAUCCUUGCUUAUUAUUGGCUCCUUAAUCCAAGCUGGCUCUCUACUCGCAAUGGGAGGACUUGGCACCACGGAUGAACCGAGCAAAUCGGCGAAAAUCGGCAUCACCGCUUUAACUACUGUCUUCGCAGUCGGGUUCAACUUUGGCCUAGGACCCGUGUCUCAUGUUAUCACCGCCGAGCUCCCCUCCUCGCGUCUAAGGGAUAUAACCUACGCCACCGCUAGUACCGUAGCCGUUGUCACCUCCUUUGCCGUUACAUUUAGCAUCCCUUACCUCCUGUACGAACCCUAUGCUGCUCUUGAGGCUCGUGUCGGAUUUAUCUUCGGAUCUAUAUCCUUUGUCGCCGCCAUCUUCGCUAUCUUUUGUGUUCCGGAAUGCAAGAACAUGACUCUCGAAGAAAUCGAUUAUCUCUUCAAUGAGAACACACCCCUUCUCGAAUUUAAAAAGUUUAAGCACGGCCAUAUUAUCCCAGAAGAAGUAAUUGAGGAGAACCAGAGACGAGAUGACAAGCCUGAAUUGGAAACAAAGGAGACCGUGUGA